AUGUCUGGGAUACUAACCAAUUUAAAUAUCGAGAGUGGUUAUUUUAAUGAAGAUAUAAAAGAAGAAUCGAAUGAAUCAAAUUUUAUGUACGCCAAUAUUAGUAUGUUAAUAAGAGCAUAUAAAAAAGAUAGAAAUAAAUUAAUAUUACUAAAUAAAAAAUUAAAUCUGAUAAAGAUCGUAGGACUCGUAUUAAAUAUUGAAGAAAAAAAAGAAUUUAUAAUAUAUACAAUAGAUGAUACUACAGGAUGUAUCAAAGCUAAAUUACUUUUAACAUAUUCAUUAAAUAGUUAUAAUGAAAAAAAAGAUAAUAUAAAAAUUAAUGAUUUAAUACAAAUAUUUGGUAUAUGUAAUACUGUUAGUUUAAAUGAAGACUUAACCAUAUCCAUAAGUUCAAUUAAUAAAUUAGAUUCUUUUAAUUAUUUAUGUCAUCAUCAUUUAUUAGUUUUUCAUGAUUAUUUAAAAUAUCAAGAAGAAGAAAGGAGAAAUCCAAUCGAGGACAAAAGCAGAAAUGACGAAGAUGAUUUGGAGUCCACACAAAAUAAUGAAAAUGCUUAUUUUAAUACAUUUUUUUAUUAA
Molecule: messenger RNA, 576 nt
Organism: Plasmodium falciparum 3D7
Lineage: Eukaryota; Apicomplexa; Aconoidasida; Haemosporida; Plasmodiidae
Product: OB-fold nucleic acid binding domain-containing protein
Cellular component (GO): nucleus; chromosome, telomeric region
Source: RefSeq, a predicted model, not a curated record